Haliotis rubra (blacklip abalone) is the source of this 1872-nucleotide messenger RNA. Its product is annotated as L-threonine ammonia-lyase-like. Gene Ontology annotation, biological process: L-serine catabolic process; L-threonine catabolic process. The record is from RefSeq and is a predicted model, not a curated record. NCBI's taxonomy places the organism in Eukaryota, Metazoa, Mollusca, Gastropoda, Lepetellida, Haliotidae. Gene Ontology annotation, molecular function: threonine deaminase activity; L-serine ammonia-lyase activity.
UCAAUCAAAACGUAAACACCCACCCAUGUGUUGAUGUCUGCCGUGGCAGUAUAUUUACGCAGAAGUGUUCCUAACCGUAAGGACAUCGUACCAUCGCCACGAAAUCAAACCAAACACAACCAGCUAUUCAACUGACCAGCCAACAAUUGCGCCAUGAACGGAGAAACUAAUUUUGAGGCGUGUAAUGGGGUGGUAGCAGACAGUCAGGAUAGCCUGGACGUGUAUGUGAUGGAUCCGAAGACCACAAAUGAGGAGGAGGAGGAGAAUGUAGAGGUCCAUGAUGAGUUCUGUGACCCCAACAACCCACAGGCCAUCAAGUUCCAGGAUGUCAGUGCUGCUGCCUACAAAAUCAAAGGAGGCAUCCAAAAAACACCAUGCACAAAAUCUCAGAUGUCAAACCUGUUUGGAAUGUCCUUAUACUUCAAGAAAGAGUUUUUGCAGUACACAGGAAGUUUCAAGGAGCGAGGAGCGAGAUACACUCUGCUACUACUGUCCGAUGAACAGAAGAAGAAGGGUGUGAUUGCUGCCAGUGCCGGCAACCAUGCUCUGGCACUGGCAUUUCAUGGCAAUGACCUGGGCAUUCCAGUCACCGUUGUCAUGCCAAUUGUGGCACCACUCAUGAAAGUAUCAGCUUGUCGACAUUAUGGUGCCACUGUACUAGUGAAAGGACAAGAUAUUGCUGAGUCGAAGGUAGUAGCAAUGAAUAUUGGAAAGACGAAGGAUCUGCUAUACAUUAACGGGUAUGACCACCCCCACAUUCUGGCUGGCCAGGGGACCAUGGGGCUGGAGAUAGUGGAGCAGGUGCCCGACCUUGAUGCCUGUAUCAUCCCUGUCGGAGGGGGGGGCCUCAUUGCAGGGACUGCGCUGGCCAUCAAGAGCCUUCAUCCAAAUGUGCAGAUCAUUGGUGUGGAAUCGGAAAAAUGUGCCAGUUUUUCAGCAGCUCUUAAAGCAGGGAAGCCUGUCUACACCAAAAUAACCUCAACCUUGGCUGAUGGUCUAGCUGUGCCAGAAGUUGGGGUCAAUGCUUUUGCAACAGGGAAACCUCUCAUUGACAAAAUGGUUCAAGUCAAGGAGGAAAAUAUUGCUUUGGCAAUCCUGCGUCUCAUCGAGCUGGAGAAGGCGGUGGUUGAAGGUGGGGCCACAGGGCUAGCAGCCAUUGUUGAGGGACUGCUCCCUGAACUGGCUGGCAAAAAAGUGGUUGUGGCCCUUUGUGGUGGAAACAUUGACACAACAGCUCUUGGACGUGUCAUUGAAAGAGGCCUAGCUGCUGAUGGACGAUUGGUCAGAUUUGUUGUCACGGUUACUGACAGACCUGGAGGUAUUGCAGAGCUCACUCGUCUUAUAGCAGACAAGGGAGUCAGUAUUAAGGACAUAUUCCAUGAGAGAGCUUGGCUGAAAAGUGAUGUCUUCGCAGUGCAGGUGAAGUGCGUUGUUGAAACACGAGACGCUGAUCACACAGAGGAGCUGGAGCAACUGCUACGUUCUCACUACAGCUAUGUAGCAUGGGGACCAAUCUACUUCUAGUAGAUUCUUCUCCACUACCGUCCCUCCUUACAGUCUAUCAAUGUAGAUAUAAGUGUAGCACUGAGACAAAACCAGUCUUCCAGUAAAUCAGUGUAGCACUGAGGCCAACCAACCAUUUAGUAUAUCAGUGUAUCGCUGAAGCCAGCCAAACCUCCAGUAUAUCAGUGUAGCACUGAGGCCAACCAACCAUUUAGUAUAUCAGUGUAUCGCUGAAGCCAGCCAAACUUCCAGUAUAUCAGUGUAGCACUGAGGCCAACCAACCAUUUAGUAUAUCAGUGUAUCGCUGAAGCCAGCCAAACUUCCAGUAUAUCAGUGUAGCACUGCCAACCAACCAUUUAGUAUUUCAGU